Messenger RNA from Elaeis guineensis (African oil palm), 1105 nucleotides. RefSeq names its product peptidyl-prolyl cis-trans isomerase CYP18-2. NCBI's taxonomy places the organism in Eukaryota, Viridiplantae, Streptophyta, Magnoliopsida, Arecales, Arecaceae. The record is from RefSeq and is a predicted model, not a curated record. Gene Ontology annotation, cellular component: catalytic step 2 spliceosome. Gene Ontology annotation, biological process: protein folding; protein peptidyl-prolyl isomerization. Gene Ontology annotation, molecular function: peptidyl-prolyl cis-trans isomerase activity.
UACCUCACUGAGGACUCCGAGUACUGCCUCCCUCCAAGACAUAGUCUGCCCCAGUUAGAAGGUUCGCCUGCUGCUCCGGCUCCGUCGCUGGCUAGUGACUGUUCGGGAUGUGGGGAAGCGCCGACGGAGGCCCGCCGGAGAUCACCUUGGAGACCUCCAUGGGUCCCUUCACCGUCGAGAUGUACUACAAGCACGCGCCUAAGACCUGCCGGAACUUCGUCGAGCUCUCCCGCAGAGGCUACUACGACAACGUCCAGUUCCACCGGAUCAUCAAAGAUUUUAUAGUGCAGGGUGGGGAUCCAACGGGCACUGGAAGGGGCGGUGAAUCCAUCUACGGCUCAAAGUUUGAGGAUGAGAUAAAACCCGAGUUGAAGCAUACAGGGGCAGGUAUUAUAUCAAUGGCAAAUGCUGGUCCUAACACGAAUGGAAGCCAGUUCUUUAUCACUCUAGCACCAUGUCAAUCAUUGGAUGGAAAACAUACAAUUUUUGGGAGAGUUUGCAGAGGGAUGGAAAUCAUCAAACGACUUGGAAGUGUGCAAACUGAUAAGAAUGAUAGGCCUAUCCAUGAUGUGAAGAUAUUGCGAACUAUAGUCAAAGAUUGAGUUGAUCUUUUUUCAUUUAUGAAGGGCAAAUGAAAAAGCUAGUGCUGGCUCGUUGGUGCUGCUACUGAUUGUGAACAUGUAUUACUUUUUACUGACGACAAACUAUCAGAUCUCGGAAUUUUACCAUAACAGUAUCAUUUGGAGGAAAAGUUUACUAUAAUUUUGAUAUUCUUGGACUGACAAUUAUGAUGGAUCAUACUUUCGGUUCUGUCGAUCACUAUAGUUCCAGUAACAAAGUACAAUAAUUUAAAAGUCAGUGCCAGCAUGAUGCCUCUGUUCAGGUAUAAAGAAACUUCAGAAUGUGGUGGCCCUAAGUGCAUGAUGCUGCUCUCUUUUUGUGAAGCACAGCUGAUGUGCUGUGCAAUUAUCCUACCGUGUGCAUAUUUAUCCUACUGUUUCAAGAGACAUACGGAUGCAGGCACCCUGUAAAGCUUGUAGCACUGGUGGCAGGAGUAAAUUUGUGUAUUAAAUUGGCUGCGGGAAUGAUUCACAGAUCGGUCACA